CUUUCUCUAAUUUGUAUUGCCGCUAGAGGCAGGGAGAUUUAUGUAUUUCACGUCUAGCACGGUUGUGGUUUCGAUCGCGAGGCGCGUGCUGUUUUUCUCGAGAGAGACGCCUAAGCACGGGAUGGAAUAAGAUUACACGGCGCAUGGUCUUUCAACUUUUCUCAGGCUGAUGACAGAGAACGAUACGUGAACGCUCGAGGCCCGGUUUCGUCAAACGUCGCUUAGCUUUAAUCUUUGUUUGCUUCGUGCUUGGCUCUUUCUAAGAUCGACGUGAAUCUAAGCUUCGAGAAGCAGGGACCAUUACACGUUUUCCUACACAAGCUGACGGAUAUGCAGUCGCACGCGGAGAGCGGUGAUAAAAAUGCCGAAGAUAUUGUCUCGCGACUUCAAGAGUACAUUGCCAAGCAUCCAGACCUGAUUGUCAUCGAUCCUCUGGACAAUAUUAGGAAUUUAAGCAAUCGAUGUAAAUCUUACGAAUUUAUACAAGAAGGCAUUCGGUUUAAAGACAUAUUUACCCCUAAUUUUGUAGAGAUCAAGAGCAGAAAUGUCCAUGAGAUAGCGUCAACGUUAAAGAAGCGUGGUAUUAAAUAUCCAUUUGUUUGUAAGCCGCUGAUUGCGUAUGGUUCGAGCGAGGCGCACAAGAUGAUGAUUAUCUUUAACGAAAGGGACUUGAAGGACUGUCAUCUACCCUGCGUCGCUCAGGAUUUCAUUAAUCAUAACGCUAUUUUAUAUAAAUUAUUCGUUGUGGGCGAUCGUUUUCACGUGGUCGAGCGUCCUAGCUUUAAAAACUUUUACCAAGAAGACUGUAAUUCGUUGAGUACAAUAUUCUUCAACUCGCACGAUAUAUCGAAGAGCUGUAGCAGAUCUAAGUGGUCUAUAUUGUCCGAGCAAGACAUUCCCUUAACUGUCAAGCCAAAUUACCAGAUAUUCGAGACGAUUGUUAAGAAUAUUCGAGAGAUAUUUGGUCUCAUUCUAGUUGGAAUAGAUGUCGUAAUUGAAAAUCACACCGGGAAGUACGCGAUAAUAGAUGUUAACGUGUUCCCUGGCUACGACGGCUACCCGAAUUUUUUUCAACAUUUGAUAGAUAGUAUUAAGAAGUUGUUGAUAGAGCGGGGUGUUUGCAGACAAAACUCCAAGGGUUGUACGUUGAAGAAGUGCCAGAGCGACGAUCUAGACUCUGGCUUCGAGAGUGACGAGAAGAGGAAAUGUUCCACAAAAUGAUUGUGUAAUAUGUGAUAGAUAACGUUAAUUUUAGGCGGAGCUAAACUGCAUUAGUAUUAAUCGCGGCGAUAGUAUCAGUACAACGGCAUCGUUAUUUUGUAUUCGUCUACAUUUUUCUAACCAAAAAAAAAUUCGGCUCUCUUGCUACUUCUCGCGGUUCAAUUCUAUUGGUUAUAAUAGUUUUUCUUUAUAUACUAAGUUUUGUAUUAACGUUAUAGAUCAUCGCCAGGCGUAUUUCGUAGCCACAUACGAAGUACGGGCGUUUGCAUUGUUCGCAAAUUCGAAUCCUCUAUUUUGUAAUAAAAUCCCCACAGUACAACAUGACUACGACUGCCAGAGAAGAUAUUUUGUACGUUUUACGUGUAUACAAUUUUGCAUUUCUGCGACGAUGUUAUAUAUAUAUAUAUGCGCCCGUGAGCUGUUGAAGAUAUUAAGUACAUAUGAUGAAAAGUAUGCGGCGCGGUAUUGUCCUAUAAGCACGUCAUAUUGUUUAUUAUCGGGCAAUGCUAAUAGAAUAUUAAAUAUUCUGGUAAUAUUGCGUGAUAUUGAAUAACAAUUUUUGUAACUAACAGGUGGCUAUACUAGAGACCGGCUUUUAUCGCGGGGCAAUCUGUAUUUAUAUAAGUUCGGUGAUUCCUGUAAUAUACAUAUACACAUAUAAAUCUUUCAUUCAGUUACGCUGUACAAUAUAGAGUAUGAUAUCAACCGUUUACUUAUUUAUAUGUACAUAUAUUUUAUAUGAAUAAAUUGUACAGAGAAGCACA
Molecule: messenger RNA, 1985 nt
Organism: Vollenhovia emeryi
Lineage: Eukaryota; Metazoa; Arthropoda; Insecta; Hymenoptera; Formicidae
Product: inositol-tetrakisphosphate 1-kinase-like
Exons: 5
Coding region: 331-1221 (296 amino acids)
Biological process (GO): inositol trisphosphate metabolic process
Cellular component (GO): cytoplasm
Molecular function (GO): inositol-3,4,5,6-tetrakisphosphate 1-kinase activity; inositol-1,3,4-trisphosphate 5-kinase activity; magnesium ion binding
Source: RefSeq, a predicted model, not a curated record